AGGCCAUUUCUUCCAAUAUUAUUCCAAAGAUGCCACCAACAACCAAAAAGACUGGGGAGAAAGUAACAUUCCCUUAGCAGAUCUAAAGUAGAUUCUUUGUUUUACAGCUUCUAACCUCCCCUUAUCAUCAAAGGCACCCUCUCUGCAAUUUUGUUCAUAUCGUCUGAAGGGCCAAACAAGCAACAGGAAAAAGGGAAGAGAAUGCAAACAUCCAAGAAACUCAACAUUCUACAUUUUCUCCUUUCCUUCGUGCUCUUCUUUACCACCUCCACAGCCCAACACACUCCCACAAACCACUGUGGGAAAAUUGAGCUUCAAACACCUUUCCUGAGUCAAAAUUCCACUAUCUCAUCCCCAUUAAACCGUAUGAUCAAAUGCAAAUCUCAGAAGCUAUACUUUAGAACUUCUAUUGGUCUUUUUCCUAUCUCUUCUAUUGAUUACACUAGUAAAACACUAACAGUCUCUCACCCCUCUUGUUCUUCUUCACAGCAGUAUGUAUCCCCUGCACUCCUCUCUGCUGGUUUCCCUUCUCCUCCUCACCCCAACUCACUUCUUCUCUUCAACUGCUCACACAAAAGGCAUCCCAAAUCAUCAUUGAUCCGCAACUGCACUCGCUUACACAUAUGUGGAGCUGCUUUUGAAGUCCAGGAACCAGAAAUUAAAAUGCCCUAUUCAUGUCUACUUGUUCAAGAUGUUGAAAAGCUUGACACUGAUUUUCAUCCAAAUGAUUUGAGUUGCUCAGAUUACAGGAGGGUAUAUAGAAGGUCUUUAAGUGAGGAAGACUAUGAAGGAGUUGAGCUGGGGACAAGGAUUUCUUUCGACAUUCCUGACCAUGUACCAGAUAUCUGUAAUGAAUGUAAAAAGCCUAAUGGCAAUUGUGGUGUUGGGUUGAAGUGCAUCUGCCAUGCAAAAGAGUGCAAAGAUAAGGUCAUUUCGGCAGCCAGAUCGCUGAGCACUGGUAUUAGUUUCCUAUUUCCCUUGUUUUCCAUCAUUGUUCUGAUGAAUUUCCGGAGAAUAUGAGCAAUUUUGAAACAUCAAAAAGAGAGAACAAACACGUAUUUUUUUGCUCUUCUUCCUCAUGGAUGUAAAUUUAUAUCUCCACUUAGUUUUCAACUGGAUUGCUCUUUAUGUUUUUUAUCAUUUAUCCAUAGUUACACACACACAGAGAGGAAAUGCACCUAGUCUGAGCCUUCUAUUUAUGAAAGCAUCAAUCAUGAAAUGGUUAAUGAUGAAAGCAUGCCUUAUCUCUUUAUCAUCCCAUGGUUGAUAUAGUGAGAAACACAUGAUCAUCAAUUAUCCAAAAUCAAUAAGCAUUUGAUC
Theobroma cacao (cacao) is the source of this 1320-nucleotide messenger RNA. RefSeq lists its product as uncharacterized. The record is from RefSeq and is a predicted model, not a curated record. NCBI's taxonomy places the organism in Eukaryota, Viridiplantae, Streptophyta, Magnoliopsida, Malvales, Malvaceae.